Batrachochytrium dendrobatidis JAM81 is the source of this 420-nucleotide messenger RNA. RefSeq lists its product as uncharacterized. The coding region runs from base 1 to 420 and encodes 139 amino acids. The transcript has 3 exons. Gene Ontology annotation, cellular component: mitochondrion; mitochondrial inner membrane. NCBI's taxonomy places the organism in Eukaryota, Fungi, Chytridiomycota, Chytridiomycetes, Rhizophydiales. The record is from RefSeq and is a predicted model, not a curated record. Gene Ontology annotation, biological process: mitochondrial respiratory chain complex IV assembly.
AUGACAAAUGAUUCGGUAUCAUCAACACUUUCAACUGAUGGAGUACGAAAGCAACCCACAUUUAUGGAUGCUGCUUCUAAAAUAACAUGGAGAGAUUUUGCUUUAGAUAACGCAUUUCGACUGCCUUGUUCAGCACAAUCCAUUGUAACUGGUGUUGCUGCUGGUUUGGCUAUUGGGACUGUCCGAUAUUUCACAGCAAGGAAAUUGAGAACAGCGUCCAACUGGGGAGUGCUGGGAUUUGCCACAAUUUCGCUUUGUUCAUGGGAAUUCUGUCGAUUUCAACGAAGAGUAGUUGCCCAGCAAAUGGAGUCCAUGUUGAUCGAACAGCGUCAACGCAGCAAAGUGUUGACGGAGAAGCAGCAACUAGAGAAUGAGCUAGAGGCUCAAAAGCCCACUCCCUCUUCGUCUUGGUGGGGAUAA